AGAGACCAAAGACAUGGCAGGCAGGAAAUUCCAGGACCCAUUAGAAAUCAUGUGGCAAAUGCUGAAGGAAUGUCUGCAGAGAAGACAAGAAAUGAAAGGAGAGCCUGCGGAGAAAGAAGCAUUUCCCAGAGGAAGCAGUGGUUGCAUGGCCAGCCUCUGCUACAGGAAGGGAGGCCAUGCCAGGCACAGGCACAGGAGAUGAGGGUGCUGGGAAGGCUUCUCCAUCAGCUUGGAUGAAUAAAGUUUUGAAGCCCUUGGAGCCUCCUGCAGAUGUGUCUACAGGGAAGACUUCUCCAGCUUCUCCAGCUGCUACCUUGGAUGCUGCACUCAAGCCCAGCUCCCAUCUCAGGGGUACUCCAACAGGGAAAAUCCAAGAUACAACAGAUAAGAUAUCCCUGGAACCAUCCAAACAGAUGAGGCAAGAGCUGAAGGAACCCCUGCAGAAAAGAGAAGAGAUGGACAUAGUGCUUCAGUGGAAGGUGGUAUUUCUUGAAGGAAGCACUCCAUCUUCGGUGCGAGCCCCUGCUGCAGGAAGGAAGGCGAUGGCAGACACGGGCACAGGCACAGCAGACUGGGAUGCUGGGAAGGAUUCUCCAUUAGCCUGGCGCUCUGAAGUUGUGAAGCCCUCUGAGCAUUCUGCAGGCGUGUCUGCAGGGACGACCUCACCAACUCCUACCUUGGAUGCUGCACAAAAGGCCAGCUCCCAUGGCAGGGGUCCUCUGACAGGAGAGACCAAAGACAUGGCAGGCAGGAAAUUCCAGGACCCAUUAGAAAUCAUGUGGCAAAUGCUGAAGGAAUGUCUGCAGAGAAGACAAGAAAUGAAAGGAGAGCCUGCGGAGAAAGAAGCAUUUCCCGGAAGAAGCAGUGGUUGCAUGCCAGCCUCAGCUCCAGGAAGGGAGGCCAUGCCAGGCACAGGCACAGGAGAUGAGGGUGCUGGGAAGGCUUCUCCAUCAGCUUGGAUGAAUAAAGUUUUGAAGCCCUUGGAGCCUCCUGCAGAUGUGUCUAGAGGGAAGACUUCUCCAGCUUCUCCAGCUGCUACCUUGGAUGCUGCACUCAAGCCCAGCUCCCAUCUCAGGGGUACUCCAACAGGGAAAAUCCAAGAUACAACAGAUAAGAUAUCCCUGGAACCAUCCAAACAGAUGAGGCAAGAGCUGAAGGAACCCCUGCAGACAAGAGAAGAGAUGGACAUAGUGCUUCAGUGGAAGGUGGUAUUUCUUGAAGGAAGCACUCCAUCUUCGGUGCCAGCCCCUGCUGCAGGAAGGAAGGCGAUGGCAGACACGGGCACAGGCACAGCAGACUGGGAUGCUGGGAAGCAUUCUCCAUUAGCCUGGCGCUCUGAAGUUGUGAAGCCCUCUGAGCAUUCUGCAGGCGUGUCUGCAGGGACGACCUCACCAACUCCUACCUUGGAUGCUGCACAAAAGGCCAGCUCCCAUGGCAGGGGUCCUCUGACAGGAGAGACCAAAGACAUGGCAGGCAGGAAAUUCCAGGACCCAUUAGAAAUCAUGUGGCAAAUGCUGAAGGAAUGUCUGCAGAGAAGACAAGAAAUGAAAGGAGAGCCUGCGGAGAAAGAAGCAUUUCCCGGAGGAAGCAGUGGUUGCAUGCCAGCCUCAGCUCCAGGAAGGGAGGCCAUGCCAGGCACAGGCACAGGAGAUGAGGGUGCUGGGAAGGCUUCUCCAUCAGCUUGGAUGAAUAAAGUUUUGAAGCCCUUGGAGCCUCCUGCAGAUGUGUCUAGAGGGAAGACUUCUCCAGCUUCUCCAGCUGCUACCUUGGAUGCUGCACUCAAGCCCAGCACCCAUCUCAGGGGUACUCCAACAGGGAAAAUCCAAGAUACAACAGAUAAGAUAUCCCUGGAACCAUCCAAACAGAUGAGGCAAGAGCUGAAGGAACCCCUGCAGACAAGAGAAGAGAUGGACAUAGUGCUUCAGUGGAAGGUGGCAUUUCUUGAAGGAAGCACUCCAUCUUCGGUGCCAGCCCCUGCUGCAGGAAGGAAGGCGAUGGCAGACACGGGCACAGGCACAGCAGACUGGGAUGCUGGGAAGCAUUCUCCAUUAGCCUGGCGCUCUGAAGUUGUGAAGCCCUCUGAGCAUUCUGCAGGCGUGUCUGCAGGGAUGACCUCACCAACUCCUACCUUGGAUGCUGCACAAAAGGCCAGCUCCCAUGGCAGGGGUCCUCUGACAGGAAAGACCAAAGACAUGGCAGGCAGGAAAUUCCAGGACCCAUUAGAAAUCAUGUGGCAAAUGCUGAAGGAAUGUCUGCAGAGAAGACAAGAAAUGAAAGGAGAGCCUGCGGAGAAAGAAGCAUUUCCCGGAGGAAGCAGUGGUUGCAUGCCAGCCUCAGCUCCAGGAAGGGAGGCCAUGCCAGGCACAGGCACAGGAGACUGGAAUCGUGACAUGGGUUUUCAGGAAGUCCUGAUGAAGGAUGGUUUGAAGUUCCUGGAGGAUGCUGGAGGCAAGUUUUCAUUCUGCCUUUCCUGAGUGAAUAAUCAGGAUCAAUGCAAAAAAAGCUCAUUUAU
This is a messenger RNA of Passer domesticus (house sparrow), 2512 nucleotides long. RefSeq lists its product as uncharacterized. Bases 177 to 2474 code for a protein of 765 amino acids. The transcript has 27 exons. The record is from RefSeq and is a predicted model, not a curated record. Lineage: Eukaryota; Metazoa; Chordata; Aves; Passeriformes; Passeridae.